This is a messenger RNA of Conger conger (European conger), 644 nucleotides long. RefSeq names its product placenta-specific gene 8 protein-like. The transcript is spliced from 5 exons. The record is from RefSeq and is a predicted model, not a curated record. Gene Ontology annotation, biological process: positive regulation of transcription by RNA polymerase II. Lineage: Eukaryota; Metazoa; Chordata; Actinopteri; Anguilliformes; Congridae. Bases 168 to 482 code for a protein of 104 amino acids.
GUUACCAUGCAAUGAAAAAAAGAACAAUAUAACGUACAGUACAUCAACAUGAAAAUGUUACUCAUUGGCUAAUGCUGGGGAAUAAAAGUUAGGUUCCUUGUCGUGUCUUUGUAUUCACCAGAUUCAUUCCAGAGAACUUGCACAAGCUCUUACAGAGAGAGAGAAAAAUGGCUGUGACCAGUCAGCCCAGCCAAUACGCUCCCUCGGACUUCCAGACCGGCCUGUGUGAUGUCUGUGAUGACUGCGGGACCUGCCUCUUCGGGCUGUGGUGUUUCCCCUGUCUCUGCUGCUCCGUGGCCAGCGAUAUGGAUGAAUGCUGCAUGUGUGGCACCACCAUGGCCAUACGCAGUGUGUACAGGACCAGGUACAACAUCCAGGGCUCCUUGUGCAAUGACUGUCUCGUCAAUUCCUUCUGUCUGACCUGCUCAGUCUGCCAGCUGAAGAGAGAUAUCAACCGAAGAAAGGAACAGGGGAUCUUCUAAGUUGCAGAAAGGUAUGCAAACAUCAAGCAAAACAAGAGUCUUCUUUGAACAUCUGAUCUCUCAAUCAAAAGACAACUCCCACAAGUUCUGAAUUUGAUAAAUUAUGUAUUCUUUAAUACCUUCACACAAUGGUUCAAUAAUAAACUUCUGUUGCACUUAAAA